AUGACAAGACAGGACAAAAAGUUGACAACAGAAGACCCUGGAGCAAACACAGUCGUGGUCAGAAGACAAGAUACAAAUCUCACCAGCAUAAUCACAUCCUCCAUCCUUCUGUCAUCAUACGCACCUGAGAUCUUAGAGACCGACUUGACCAUCUUGGAAGUCCAGACAGACCUAGCAAUAGCACUUGGAUCAAGAGACUCCUCAGACCAGCUCGUUAGCUGGUACCCAGUCAAUAUGUCGAAGAUCUCUGAGAGAGAACACAUCAUCUUCUUAAUCAGUUGCACCAAGCACUCCCGAGAUGGAAGGAUUGACUUCACUGAGGUUGCAAGAGAUACCGGUGUUGCAAGCAAAGGAGCAGCGGCAAAGAGGUAUGAGCGGCUCUGCAAGUCAUAUGCUCCUGGUGGCGACGACGAUACCACUCAGACACCACCGCCUCGAAGACAGUCUGCCAGCCCUCGGCCAGCGAGGAAGAGAGCUCGGAGAGAGAAUGGUCCAUCAGCAAAUCCCGUCAGAAGCUCGGCCUCAGCAACGAGGAGUCAGCCUGCCCCGGUCACGAUUGCAAGAGAGACUGGCCCUGGCCUCACCACCGGCCAAUAUACUGGUUUCAAUGCCUUCCCAAAUGCUGCUGACCCGAUGACUGGUCGCUUUCCUCCACCACCUCCACCAGCGUUCAACCAGUUGCCACCAAACUUCCCUUUCUCUGCUCCUCGCUUUGGACCACCAGCGAUGCCAAUGCAUGUGCAUGGCUACCCCCGUUUCGAGCCUGUCGCCCGCCCGAUGCAGCCUCAGGUUGAUCCAUCGUUGUUCUUCAGGUUGCCACCUCCACCACAGGAGGUUGUACCGAUGUCACAAUCGGAAGCGACCGCGCGCAACGGGGAUACCAUUGACAAUGUGGCCAGCAACGGCGUCGUUGUUUUUGACUGA
Exophiala viscosa is the source of this 924-nucleotide messenger RNA. RefSeq lists its product as uncharacterized. The transcript has 3 exons. NCBI's taxonomy places the organism in Eukaryota, Fungi, Ascomycota, Eurotiomycetes, Chaetothyriales, Herpotrichiellaceae. Bases 1 to 924 code for a protein of 307 amino acids. The record is from RefSeq and is a predicted model, not a curated record.